Alternaria arborescens is the source of this 1764-nucleotide messenger RNA. RefSeq lists its product as hypothetical. Gene Ontology annotation, cellular component: Set3 complex. Gene Ontology annotation, molecular function: protein binding; transcription corepressor activity. The transcript is spliced from 4 exons. Bases 1 to 1764 code for a protein of 587 amino acids. Gene Ontology annotation, biological process: regulation of transcription by RNA polymerase II. NCBI's taxonomy places the organism in Eukaryota, Fungi, Ascomycota, Dothideomycetes, Pleosporales, Pleosporaceae. The record is from RefSeq and is a predicted model, not a curated record.
AUGGCGGAGACUCUGAGCAGCAACGCGAUGAACUAUCUCGUAUGGCGAUACCUUCAGGAGGCCGGCUUCGGUAACGCAGCCUUGCAACUCUCGCGAUGCUGGAUCCGCGACCCCGACACGCUUCCCUUUGCGAAGAACAUCGAACCGCACACACUCAUCAGGCUCGUGCAGGAUGGCAUGUGCUUCGACCAGCUACAGGCCGAGGCUUGCAAUACGGAGCCGCGAUACAGGUUCGGCACCGACCACGGACGACCAUAUUCGGCGCGCAAUGGCAACCUCUUGACCCUCGACAAGGGCAUACCCGCCCACCAACUCGCCGCCGAAGCCAACGGCGCCGUCCAGGAACCCCCACCAAAGAAGACGCUCAAGCGCAAGAAGACGAAGCCCACCAACGGCGUCGAGCCGCGCCCCGAGCCCCAGGUCAACGGCGAUGCCAUGGACAUCGAGCACAACGGCGCCGCACAUGUCACAAACAGCACGAGGGCCGAGUCGGAGCCCAUGGUCUCGGAAGCAGAGUCGCCCUCGCUUGCUGACAUCCCCAUAUCCACGCUUAGCAUAGGCCAGGACGCUGAGAUCCAGACCGAAGCCAUUGCCAUUGCUGAUCUGAAUUCCACCACUGUCUCCAUUCCUCCGCCCUCGGAUCCCGCACGAGUAAUCGAGCAUACCCUGUGGGGGCCAAUAGAGUCUCCCGUACUGCUCGCGGCUGGCAAAUCCCUCCUCCAGCUUCACGUCGUGAGCAAGGAGCUCGGCCAUGAACCCCCUACCCAACAUUUCGACAUACCUCUGCCCGUCGACAACUUCAACGUCACGGCGCUGUGCUGGCACUCGGACAACGAACUUACCGUCUCUGUGCGAGAGCAGAGAUCCAAUGAAGUGGGGGAAAAGAUGAUGAUGGACAAGCUCAUCAAGCUUACCGAAGGCGGUCAGGCCUCCCAGGUCGUCUCUUCUACCGCCGGCCUCAUCAACACGCUUCGCUGGAAUCCGGUCCGGAAUUUGCUGCUAUCUAUUUCGACAGACGGCGAAAAGGGCUCCAUCAAGGUGUGGAAAAACGACAGCGACUCCAUCCCAGCCUGGACAGAGUUCACCGACACAGCCAUCUUCGACGCGCACUGGAUAAGCGACUCAGCUUUUGUCGUUUGCGGUAUCAAGCUCUUCAAGAUCUACGAGGUCAAUGAAUCCUUGACAAUCCAGCAAACUCUCGAGACCUCAGUAACAUGGGAGACGGUAAAAUAUGACGCUGCAUCUGGCAUCAUCGCUGUCUUGGGCAUCGAGGAUAGGAAGUAUUAUCUGGGCAUUCUCCACCCCAACGAUUCGCUGCAACUCCAGACCCAUGAAUAUCCCGACGAAUACCCUACCGAUCUUGGCUUCCGCGUCAAAGCAAAGAACAACCAUCUCACCAACGGCUCCGCUCUGCCAUCCGUCUUGCUUGCAACAAGCUCCAUGUCUGGUGCGACGCGCAUCUGGAAUGCCGACGAACCAUUCAAAUGCGUCAAAUAUCUGCCUACCACAGAUGGCACACAAGCCUUCAAAACUGCAUUUUCCCCAGACGGUUCGCUCUUAGCGGCUGCGGGACCUGAUGCUGUCACCAUAUGGGAUAUAGAAAAAAGAGAUGUCCCAAUAGCCUCGUGGCGAGCCAGUGAAACUCCAAGCGACAAAUGGAAUCCUGGUAUAGACGGAGAGUUCAGUCUUGGUUGGGAGCCAGACAGCUCCAGGCUAUCCAUUGCACUCGGAAAUCAGAUUGCCAUCAUCACGGUUCCAAGGUAG